CAAAACUCUUUUUCUUUCUCUGAUCGCUUUCUUCUUCACUAAGUUCGAGGAUAAUUCUCUCUCGUUUCCGUUGUUUUUUCUCGAGGCAAGUUCAAUUGUGUUCAAUGGAGCCCGAGAUCGCUCAUCCUGUUGCUUCAUGCUCGAUAACUCUAACGCCGAACAAGGCACCAACUUCAGAUGUUAAUGGUGUGGAGGAGCAAUAUGAUAUGCAAAACGGUGGUGGUGUUGAUAAUAAGAACAAAGGGAAGGCUAUACAAUUGGAAUCACAAUCUGACGAUGAGCAGCCUGAGGGAUCUGCUAGCGAUUGUUAUGAUCCUGGAUCCUCUCCACUGUCAGAUAGUUUGCUAGACCCUGACUCUUUGGUAUACGAAGACGACGAUGACUAUUCUGAUCAUUAUGCCUAUGGGAUAGAGGAUGAGAUCGAGGAUGAUCAUGCAGAUGACUACGUCUCCGAGUAUCAAGCCCUUUUUGAUGCCAAGGAGAAGGAAAUCCCAGCUGGUGUGGAGGUGGCCAUGGAUUGGCUUCCAAGUUCGGAAACUGCUAAACCAAGUGGAAGCAGCAGCAGCUCCAAGAAAGCAACAACAGGAAGUGGAAUCUAUUUAACUCCAAACAAUGCUUACGCAUUGCCACAAAAAAUCCAUGGUUUCCAUUACUCUGGACCGGCUUUGAAGUAUUCUUCCACUCAUCUUGGGCCUAAGACUGAUCCUGGCACCGUGAUGGGAGAGGCCCCGGUUCCGGCUCCAGCUUCUUCUGGUUUAUCGCUUCAGAUGUCCAAAAAAAAUCCAGGAUAUUUGGGUUUUGCUAGCACUCGGCCUCACGUGGAAGAGGUUAUCUCAGCUCCAAAUACUUACACAGUUAAGAGAAACGUGGAGGAUUAUCUUGGCAAGUACUUGUUUUUCAAGAAGUUUGACAUCGUUGAAGAUCUUGUGGACCACCAUUAUGCUGCCAAGGGAACAACUUCCAAACAGCAUUCCAAGGAAUGGGCCAAAAGGAUCCAAGAAGAGUGGAAAAUUCUUGAGAAUGAUUUGCCAGAGCAGACGAUAUUUGUGAGAGCGUAUGAGUCGAGGAUGGAUCUUUUGAGGGCUGUAAUUGUUGGAGCCGAUGGAACUCCCUAUCAUGACGGUCUCUUCUUUUUCGAUAUCUUCUUCCCUGAUACAUACCCUUCUGGCCCACCGAUGGUUCAUUACCACUCUGGUGGGCUAAGAAUCAACCCGAAUCUGUACAAUAGUGGGAAAGUGUGUCUGAGUCUUCUCGGGACUUGGAGUGGUGUCCAGACGGAGAAGUGGAUCCCCAAUGAGUCUACAAUGCUGCAGGUUCUUGUCUCAAUCCAAGGACUAAUCUUGAACCAAAAACCUUUUUUCAACGAACCUGGGUACGAGAGAAUGGCUGGUUCUCUAUCCGGGGAGUGCCAAUCUAACGCUUACAGCGAGAAGAUAUUCUUACUUUCUCUCAAGACGAUGGUUUACAACAUGAGGAGACCACCCAAGUAUUUUGAAGACUUCGCGUAUGGGCAUUUCCUCAGCUCUGCUCACGACGUGUUGAAAGCAUGUAAUGCUUAUAGAAACGGAGCUCCAGUGGCGUCUUUGGUGAGGGGAAAUGUUAAAGGAGGGGAAGAGAGUAGCGAGAGAUGCUCCGAGUCGUUCAAGAAAGAUGUGGGUGCCUUCGUGGACACGCUUUUGUUGAAGGAGUUCAUUCUUCUAGGCGUCCUUGGUCUCGAACCAGAAAAAGAAGAAGACUAACCCUCAGAGAUUAGCACAAGCAGUAGCAGUAGCAGACCACCAAAUAGAGUGUAGUUUCUUCAAAUUGAACUCCAUUGCUUCCUUCUCUUCUUAUUUUUUUUUUUUUUUAAUAUUUUUCUUGACUUUAAUCUCUCUGAAAAACAGAACAGGACUUGGUUGAUCCUCUUUUUUUCACUUAAAUAUGACAUUAGUCUUUUACUGAGAAGUCCUCUCAUUUGUACAGUUUUGCCUUGCUCAAAGUUUUCAGAGCUAGUAGCUUGAGUUUAAAAAGUCAACUACAGAAGGUUUUUGUACUAGACACGUGUAUGUCCACGUGGCAGUCUACGCAAAUAAUUUUCUGGAUUAGCUUCAUCAGACCAUACACGUGUACUCUAACGAAAAACCCUAAACCCUUUCCCUCUGGGUAUAUUACUAGCCGUCACUGUCACACACACACGAACACUAAACGAUCAAAUAUGGCUUCAGCUUCAUCAUCGGCCGCGAGGUUACUCAUCCGCGACGGGAAAUCAGUGGCGAGUUUACUCUUCCGUGGACGUGCAGCAGCCAAUCUCACGGAGAACACUGGACCGGCCAUUCGGUCUCUGCUUCUGUUAAACCAGACGGUGGUGCCUAGUCAAUACCCGGUUUUCUCUGAAACAUUUCCGGUUACGCAACCCGGUUUGGGUUCCUGCUUCGUUCAGGAGGAGGCUGUUUCGGAGAGAAGAGGGAAAAUGGAAACGGGUCAGGGAAAGCGUGUGGUGAACAACGGGGGCAGCUCUUCCUCGGAGGAGGAGGAGACAGAUUUUGAUGAGGAAGAGUUUGAUGAUAUUGAUAUGGACGAUGAUGUAGAGUUUGACGAAGAAGAAGAUGAGGAGGACGAGCAGAUAGUGAAGAAGAAGAAGUAAAAAGACUCUCAGUUCUUUGCAAAAUGCUUUAUCCGUUGCUUUUUCGUGAGAUUAAUGUAUUAGACUUAGACAUAAUUAAAUGUUUCUUGAUGAAAUAAAGAUUUCCGUUUUAAAAUAACGA
This is a messenger RNA of Brassica napus (rape), 2744 nucleotides long. Its product is annotated as probable ubiquitin-conjugating enzyme E2 25. Lineage: Eukaryota; Viridiplantae; Streptophyta; Magnoliopsida; Brassicales; Brassicaceae. The record is from RefSeq and is a predicted model, not a curated record. Gene Ontology annotation, molecular function: ubiquitin conjugating enzyme activity. The transcript is spliced from 6 exons. Bases 105 to 1739 code for a protein of 544 amino acids.